Messenger RNA from Nothoprocta perdicaria, 3797 nucleotides. RefSeq names its product potassium calcium-activated channel subfamily M alpha 1 (gene KCNMA1). The coding region runs from base 1 to 3516 and encodes 1171 amino acids. Gene Ontology annotation, molecular function: large conductance calcium-activated potassium channel activity. The transcript has 30 exons. Gene Ontology annotation, biological process: potassium ion transport; transmembrane transport. Gene Ontology annotation, cellular component: postsynaptic membrane. The record is from RefSeq and is a predicted model, not a curated record. NCBI's taxonomy places the organism in Eukaryota, Metazoa, Chordata, Aves, Tinamiformes, Tinamidae.
AUGGCCAACACUGCCCAGACAGGGAGGCAUGGUCCCUGGAAUGGAGCAGCCACCUGUGCUGAUCGGUGGCUGUCACCCCAGCAGGGCUGGCCAGGCCUGGAGGUAGCUGAGUGCCCCGACAUGGCCACAGUCCGUUCCCUAACAUGGCCGCACCCAAUAGAAUCCUGCCAGAAUUUCUACAAAGAUUUCACAUUACAGAUCGACAUGGCUUUCAAUGUGUUCUUCCUCCUCUACUUCGGCUUGCGUUUCAUAGCAGCCAAUGACAAGCUGUGGUUCUGGCUUGAAGUUAACUCAGUAGUAGAUUUCUUCACAGUUCCUCCAGUGUUUGUGUCAGUAUAUUUAAACAGAAGUUGGCUUGGUUUAAGAUUUUUAAGAGCCCUUAGACUGAUACAGUUUUCAGAAAUUUUGCAGUUUCUGAAUAUUCUUAAAACAAGUAAUUCCAUCAAGCUUGUGAAUCUGUGCUCUAUAUUUAUCAGCACAUGGCUGACAGCAGCUGGGUUCAUACAUUUGGUGGAGAACUCAGGGGAUCCAUGGGAAAAUUUCCAAAAUAACCAACCGCUUACAUAUUGGGAAUGUGUUUAUUUACUAAUGGUUACUAUGUCCACUGUUGGUUAUGGAGAUGUUUAUGCAAAAACAACUCUUGGUCGCCUUUUCAUGGUCUUCUUCAUCCUUGGGGGAUUGGCCAUGUUUGCCAGCUACGUCCCUGAAAUCAUAGAGUUAAUAGGAAACCGCAAGAAAUAUGGUGGUUCCUAUAGUGCGGUUAGUGGAAGAAAGCACAUAGUUGUCUGUGGUCACAUAACACUGGAAAGUGUGUCCAACUUCCUGAAGGACUUCCUGCACAAGGAUAGGGAUGAUGUCAACGUAGAAAUCGUCUUUCUGCAUAAUAUCUCUCCUAACCUUGAGCUGGAAGCUCUUUUUAAACGACACUUCACUCAGGUGGAAUUUUAUCAGGGUUCAGUCCUUAAUCCCCAUGACCUGGCAAGAGUAAAGAUAGAGUCAGCAGAUGCGUGCCUAAUCCUUGCCAAUAAAUACUGCGCUGACCCAGAUGCUGAAGAUGCCUCCAACAUUAUGAGAGUCAUUUCCAUAAAGAAUUACCAUCCGAAGAUAAGAAUUAUCACUCAGAUGUUGCAGUAUCACAAUAAGGCCCAUCUGCUAAAUAUUCCAAGCUGGAAUUGGAAAGAAGGAGAUGAUGCAAUUUGUCUUGCUGAGCUCAAGCUGGGUUUCAUAGCUCAGAGCUGCCUGGCACCGGGCCUUUCAACAAUGUUAGCCAACCUCUUCUCUAUGAGGUCUUUCAUAAAGAUUGAGGAGGAUACAUGGCAGAAAUACUAUCUGGAAGGAGUGGCAAAUGAAAUGUAUACAGAAUAUCUAUCUAGUGCCUUUGUGGGUUUGUCCUUCCCUGCAGUUUGUGAAUUGGUGUUUGCGAAACUAAAGCUCUUAAUGAUAGCCAUAGAAUACAAGUCGGAAAAGCGAGAGAGCAGAAGCCGAAAGCGUAUAUUAAUCAAUCCUGGAAAUCAUGUCAAGAUUCAAGAAGGUACUUUAGGAUUCUUCAUUGCAAGUGAUGCCAAAGAAGUAAAAAGGGCAUUUUUUUACUGCAAGGCUUGUCAUGAUGACAUCACCGAUCCCAAAAGGAUAAAAAAAUGUGGCUGCAAACGGCCCAAGAUGUCCAUCUACAAGAGAAUGAAACUGGCAUGUUGUUUUGAUUGCGGACGCUCUGAGCGUGACUGCUCUUGCAUGUCAGGCAGUGUAYAUAGUAACAUGGACACCCUUGAGAGAGCCUUCCCACUUUCUUCUGUCUCUGUUAAUGAUUGCUCCACCAGUUUACGUGCCUUUGAAGAUGAGCAGCCAUCGACACUCUCACCCAAAAAAAAGCAGCGAAAUGGAGGCAUGCGAAAUUCACCCAACUCUUCACCCAAACUCAUGAGGCAUGACCCCUUGUUAAUUCCUGGCAAUGAACAGAUUGACAACAUGGAUGCCAAUGUGAAAAAAUACGAUUCCACAGGGAUGUUUCAUUGGUGUCCAGCCAAGGACAUUGAAAAGGUCAUUCUGACUCGAAGUGAAGCAGCGAUGACAGUUUUAAGUGGUCAUGUAGUCGUCUGUAUAUUUGGGGAUGUUAAAUCUGCUUUGAUUGGAUUAAGAAAUUUAGUGAUGCCAUUGCGAGCCAGCAACUUUCACUACCAUGAACUCAAGCAUAUAGUGUUUGUGGGUUCACUUGAAUACCUGAGAAGAGAAUGGGAGACACUGCAUAACUUCCCCAAGGUUUCAAUCUUGCCUGGUACGCCAUUAAGUCGGGCUGAUUUAAGGGCUGUCAACAUCAACCUCUGCGACAUGUGCGUUAUCCUGUCAGCCAAUCAGAAUAAUAUUGAUGAUGCUUCGCUGCAGGACAAGGAAUGCAUCUUGGCGUCACUCAACAUCAAAUCUAUGCAGUUUGAUGACAGCAUUGGGGUCUUGCAGGCUAAUUCCCAAGGCUUUACACCMCCGGGGAUGGAUAGGUCAUCUCCAGACAACAGUCCAGUCCAUGGCCUGUUACGUCAACCCUCCAUUACGACAGGAGCCAACAUCCCUAUUAUAACAGAGCUAGCUAAGCCUGGCAAACUUCUGCCUUUGGUUUCAAUCAGUCAGGAAAAAAACAGUGGRACCCACAUUCUAAUGAUAACUGAACUGGUAAAUGAUUCGAAUGUGCAGUUCUUGGACCAAGAUGAUGAUGAUGACCCAGACACAGAACUGUAUCUCACACAACCCUUUGCAUGUGGAACUGCAUUUGCUGUCAGCGUGCUGGAUUCCCUUAUGAGCGCAACAUACUUCAAUGACAAUAUCCUCACCCUGAUCCGGACACUGGUAACAGGAGGAGCCACCCCGGAGCUGGAAGCGCUGAUCGCGGAGGAGAACRCGCUAAGGGGCGGCUACAGCACCCCACAGACCCUCGCAAACAGGGACAGGUGUCGAGUGGCACAGCUGGCUCUGUAUGACGGGCCCUUUGCAGACCUAGGGGAUGGAGGUUGUUAUGGAGAUCUAUUUUGUAAAGCAUUGAAAACAUAUAAUAUGCUUUGCUUUGGAAUUUAUCGAUUAAGGGAUGCGCAUCUAAGUACGCCUAGCCAGUGCACUAAACGUUAUGUUAUCACAAACCCACCAUAUGAAUUCGAGCUUGUGCCGACAGACUUGAUCUUCUGUUUGAUGCAAUUUGACCACAAUGCUGGCCAGUCCCGGGCCAGUCUUUCUCAUUCUUCCCAUUCCUCCUAUUCUUCCAGCAAGAAGAGCUCAUCAGUUCACUCCAUCCCAUCAACAGCAAACCGACCGAACCGCACCAAGACCAGGGAUUCACGGGAAAAACAGAAUGCAACAAGGAUGAAUAGAAUGGGCCAAGCAGAAAAGAAAUGGUUUACAGAUGAGCCGGAUAAUGCCUAUCCCAGAAACAUUCAGAUCAAGCCCAUGAGCACUCACAUGGCCAACCAGAUCAACCAGUACAAAUCGACAAGCAGCUUGAUACCGCCAAUCCGAGAAGUGGAAGAUGAAUGUUGACUCCUUGGAGGCCAGAACUAUUUUUUUUAAAGCCUGAUAAACUCCAUGAAUGGUGAUGUGACAUUUAUUCCUCUUACACGCUGAACCACUGCUGGAGACAUUACGAAGGGCGAGCGUUACGGGAAAAUAAAGUAGACAGAUCUUUGUUUGUCUGCCUUUAAUAUUGCUUCCACGUAUUUUGGAAACUAUCUCAUUUAUAAAUGAACACAGUCAGAACUAGUCAUGUAUAGCCUCUAGCGUUUUAAAUUAUUUUUAUUUAUUAGAAAAAUAUAUUUUUUCUU